AACAAGUCUAUGGACCACGGCGACGGAGAGAACCCGCUAAACUGCGCAUUUAGGUCUGCUGGAGGCAGCUUCAUUCUCGUGCAUCGGGUUGUGCGGACGGAGCAGCAUCUCUCGGAUCCCUUCACUUGGCCUUGCCACCUGGGCUUGUCUUGGUACAGCCAAUGGGCGCAGAGGAUGACGAACAAGUGGCCUUGCUUCAAACUGGAGGUGGAGGUGAUUUACAGUCCGCUCGCACGACAGGUGAAAGAGGAGUUUGGAUUCGCCAAUCUUUCCAGCGGGGAGGGCAUCUUCACAAGGGAGACGCAGGUUGGCCUGAAGGUCCUGGCCCGUGGAGAGCAAGGUUUUCUGCCCCGCUUGGACUCGCUCACGGCCUUCAUCCUGGGGGUGGUCUCAGCCCUGGGAGUGUGGAACCUCAGAACGAUCGGGCUGAAGUUGAUGAUCAACUUCUUAUGUGGACCCAGGGGCAAGGUCUACCAGAAAGCAAUAUGUCAGCCAAUGGCCGUGAACUCCAUCCUUGCACACUGGUUCUGUCGGUGCACGGCGGCGAUUCAAACGUACAAGAAUCCUUGCGCGAGUGGUGAGCAAGCCGAACUGGAAGUGAGCGAGUUGCUACAGCUGAUUGGGAGCAAAGAGGAUCCCCCACUCCAUUUGGAGCCUGGAAUUUGCAAGAGCUUUAUCCGUGACGUGCGCCUGAAGUGCUUUCGGGAUACUUCUGAGUCCCCCGACGCCGGUGAAGGUAGCUACGAACAUUUGUCUGAUGAUGGUGGGCCUGCGCCCACUUUGGAGGAAUGGGUCACCGCGAGUGAUUAUGGAAUGCUGUCCAGCCGUGAUGUGGCGGAGAUGGUCCAUUUUGGGGCCAGUAGCGUAGAGGAGAUGCUGAGCCCUCAUCUUGCCCAUGGUGUCUCAGAAAAAGAUCUUCGGGAGCUCCAUGUGCCGGUGGCCAGCUUCCAGUGCGAGGAUGCUGAGGACUCGUCCUCGGAGAAGCUGCUCUAG
This is a messenger RNA of Symbiodinium pilosum, 993 nucleotides long. The record is from the annotation of a GenBank genome assembly. Lineage: Eukaryota; Dinophyceae; Suessiales; Symbiodiniaceae.